Molecule: messenger RNA, 2895 nt
Organism: Serinus canaria (Common canary)
Lineage: Eukaryota; Metazoa; Chordata; Aves; Passeriformes; Fringillidae
Gene: SEZ6
Product: seizure related 6 homolog
Exons: 17
Coding region: 1-2895 (964 amino acids)
Biological process (GO): synapse maturation; regulation of dendrite development
Cellular component (GO): neuronal cell body; dendritic spine; dendritic shaft
Source: RefSeq, a predicted model, not a curated record
AUGGGCCCGCCGCCCGCGCUGCUCCUGCCGCUCCUCGCCGCGCUGCUCCUCGCCCCGGCACACGGCUUCAACGGGCUGGCGAGGAAGACUGGGGAAAGCGCUGAGGUGGAGCCGACGGCGCUGCCCACGCCGGCGGAGCGGGAGGCGGAGGCUCGCUUUGUGAGCACCGCACCCACGCUCAAGAUCCUCAACCACCACCCGCUGCUGGAGGACCUGCUGCACGAAGCCUUCCUGAAGAAGGACUACCUGGCCCAGGCGCCGUUCCUGCCUGCUGGGGCCGGCCCCCUCCUCCCUGGUGGUGCCCUCCAGCCGGCCCCCGGACCCCCAGAACCUGAGCCCUCCCCCCGCACGCCUGCCCUGCCCCGGCCUGCCUUCCCCACUGACCCGCUGACCACGCCAGCGGGGCGCCCUGGGCCAUGGGGGGAGGCGUGGGGGGCUGUGCCAGGUGCAGACCCCUCGUGGUCCCCCUCUGGGGUGCCAGAGUCAAGCACUGCAUCCCCCAGCCAGGCACCCACCACGGCUGGUACAUCCCUGGCACCCCGAGCCGGGGCCACUGUGGUGCCUGGGGAUGAGGAGGGCACCACCACCACCUCCACCAUCACCACCACCACUGUCACCACACUGCAGGGGCCAGCUCCCUGCAACCAGACGCUGGCGGGUCCCGAGGGUUGGCUGGUGUCCCCAGAGCCAGCUGGUGUCCCCUAUGAUGGCAGCCUGGACUGCACCUACACCAUCUCUGUCUACCCUGGUUAUGGUGUAGAGCUCAAGGUAGAGAACAUCAGCCUGGCAGAAGGGGAGACACUGACGGUGGAGAGCGCGGGAGGUCUGGAGCCCAAUCUCCUGGCCAACGAGUCCUUCCUGCUGCGGGGCCAGGUUAUCCGCAGCCCAGCCAACCUCCUCACCCUCCGCUUCCAGAGCCCCCGGCCCCCCAGCCCUGGCUCCUACCACUUUCACUACCAAGCCUACCUGCUGAGCUGCCCCUUCCCAGCACGGCCGGCUUUCGGGGAGGUCUCUGUCAGCAGCCUGCACCCCGGUGGGGACGCCCGUUUCCGCUGCUCCACGGGAUACCAGCUGCAGGGAGCCCGCCGGCUCGUCUGCCGCAACGCCACCCGCCCCUUCUGGAGCGCCCGCGAGCCCCUCUGUCUCGCGGCGUGUGGCGGGGUGGUCCGGAAUGCCACCGUGGGACGCAUCGUGUCGCCCGGCUUUCCCGGGAACUACAGCAACAACCUGACGUGCCACUGGCUGCUGGAAGCGCCGGAUGGCCACCGCCUGCACCUCCACUUCGAGAAGGUGUCACUGGCAGAGGACGAUGACAGGCUCAUCAUCCGCAACGGCAACAACGUGGAGGCACCGCCGGUGUACGACUCCUACGAGGUGGAGUACCUGCCCAUCGAGGGGCUGCUCAGCACCGGGCGCCACUUCUUCGUGGAGCUCACCACCGACAGCAGCGGGGCCGCGGCAGGCAUGGCACUGCGCUAUGAAGCCUUCGAGCAGGGGCAUUGCUACGAGCCCUUCGUCAAGUACGGGAACUUCACGGCCAGCGAUCCCCGGUACUCCGUGGGCACCACGGUGGAGUUCAGCUGUGACCCUGGCUACACGCUGGAGCAGGGCUCCACCAUCAUUGAGUGUGUCGACCCCAGUGACCCGCAGUGGAAUGAGACAGAACCGGCGUGCCGUGCGGUGUGCAGCGGGGAGCUGACGGACACGGCCGGAGUGGUGCUGUCACCCAACUGGCCAGAGGCAUAUGGCAAGGGCCAGGACUGCAUCUGGGGGCUGCACGUGGAGGAGGACAAGCGCAUCAUGCUGGACGUCCGCGUGCUGCGGCUGGGCUCAGGGGACAUGCUGACCUUCUACGACGGGGACGACCUGACGGCACGCAUCCUGGGCCAGUACACGGGCGCCCGUGGCCGCUUCAAGCUCUAUGCAUCCACUGCCGAUGUCACCGUGCAGUUCCAGUCUGACCCCGGUGCCGGUGCCUUUGCCUAUCGGCAGGGCUUUGUCAUCCACUUCUCCGAGGUUCCCCGUAAUGACACCUGCCCCGAGCUGCCGGACAUUGCCAAUGGCUGGAAGACGUCCUCACAGCCAGAGCUUCUCCAUGGCACUGUGGUCACAUUCCAUUGCUACCCCGGCUUCCAGCUGACUGGCACUGACCUCCUGAUGUGUCACUGGGACCUGACGUGGAGCGGUGAUCUGCCCUCCUGCGAGCGGGUGACAACCUGCCGGGACCCUGGGGACGCUGAGCACAGCCGCAGGGUGGUCUCCAACCCUAAAUUCCCUGUGGGAGCCACCGUGCAGUAUGUCUGUGACAAGGGCUAUGUCCUGGCGGGCGCCGGGACCCUCACCUGCCAUGACCGUGCCGCGGGGGGACCCAAGUGGAGUGACCGCCUCCCCAAGUGCAUCCCGGAGACGUACGAGCCCUGCCACAACCCCGGCGUGCCGGCGGGCGGGCGGCAGAGCCCGGAGCGGCGGCUGUACCCGGCGGGAGCCACCCUACACUUCUCCUGCACCGCCGGCCGGGCGCUGCUGGGCGAGAGCAGCCUACGCUGCCUGCCCGGGCACCCCUCACGCUGGAGCGGCUCCCCUCCCAUCUGCAAAGCGGCCUCCUACGAUGAGUUUUACAGCAACCGCAACCUGGAUGCUGUGGCCAAGGCCGUGCCCUCGGGGACAACGCUGGAGGGCACCAACGUGGCCAUCGCUGUCUUCCUGCCCGUGCUGGUGGUGGCCCUGCUCAUCGGGGGCAUUUAUCUCUACUUCUCCAAGCUCCAGGGGAAGCCAGCUCUGCAGCUGCCCCUUGCUGGCUCCCACCCCUACGACCAUAUCACCGUGGAGUCGGCUUUUGACAAUCCCACCUAUGAGACAGGAUCUGUUUUCUUUGCAGGACACGAGGGAAUAUGA